UAUUUUGAAGGUUAAAACCAGAAGUGAAUUUAACAGUCAGAGACGACGUCUUGCAACUGUCAAAAGCUCCACAUCGAUAUAUUCAUAUUUCACUCAAUGUCGCGUUUGUAGCCAUUUUGUAUCAAUAGUUACCAAAGUGAGCGAACAUGAAAGGAGGUUAAAAGUAAAAACAACACGACGUCGUCUUCGCGGUGUUCGUUUGGCUAAUCCGACCUCCAGGAGGAGGGCGGGCGGACACCCUUCACUCCACGACCUCCAGGAGCAGGGCGGGCGGACACCCUUCACUCCACGGACUUAGCCGGCUCGCUUUGCCGGACAGAUUGUAGUUUGUCCCGCCGACGUCCGUCCCGUGCAGGUGUGACCAGACUGUCCAGGACGUCGUCAUGGAUUUGACGCAGUUGGCGGUGGAUGCUGGUCAGUUCAUCAACCGGGCCGUCCAGUACACGGAGGAGAGUCUUGGACAGGCCGAUAAGACCGAGUUGAAACCCGAACUGGAGGAACUUCUCACCCGGGCGGACGCCACCAAGACUUGGACGGAUAAUAUCGUCUCUCAAACGGAAGCCAUGUUGCAGCCCAGCCUGGCAGCACGUCUUGAAGAUCGACUAUAUGAACACCUGGACUGGCCCCGCCCCCUUCGCCCUCACGCUCAUCAAGUCCUGGGAGAGCAAAUGAUAGAAGCUGGCUUUGAGAUGGGGAACAACACCCCUUAUGGUAGAGCGCUGCUCAGGUGUGGCGAGGCCCAGAAGCAGUUUGGCGAGGCCCAGAGACAUUUUGUCCAAAGUGCCAACAUUCACUUUGUGACUCCUCUGCAACAUUUUACUAACUGUGACUACAAAGUCAUCCAGGAGGCGCGCAGGAUGCUGCUCAACAAGCGUUUGGACUUGGACGUGGCCAAGAGUAGACUGAGGAGGUCUCACCUGGCACACCAGGAGUCCACUAUUCUCAACAACACUCGGCAGGACGAUUACAUGUCCUUCAUGUUCCGCUGUGUGCGUGUUGGCUGGCUGAAGAUGUGGGCGCAGGAAGUCUCUCAGGCGGAGGUGCAGUUGAGGAUGUGUCAGUCUUCCUUUGAUCGUCAGUCAGAUGUCACACAGCAACUUUUGGGAGAGUUACACAACACACAUAAGAAACACAUGCAGAGUCUGAUAGACUUUGUGGACGCUCAGACCUGUUUCUACGCACACUGCAAGCAGCACGCCUUGGAGCUGAGGAAACACCUGGCCAGCAUCCCGGCAGUGUUGUGUUCCAGCCAGUGGCAGUCAUCAAUAACCAAUGAACUUAUCAAUACCAAUGAUCAACAAAGAGCGUCCAUCUUGGUUCCACACCUUCCAGAUUUGGAGCGAGACUCUUGCACAUUAGAAGUUGCUGCUGAGGAGACAAGUAAGAGUGGGCCUCCGUCACCUGAGCAAAGUAGCAAAGGGGAAAGCGAGACAGGUGUGGCUGAGAGUGGGAUGGUGGAGUGUGGGAGUGUUCAUGGGUGUCAGGACGCGGCACAGAGGGAUGGCAGCCCAGAAGAGAAGACAGACCAACCUUGAAUAAUACUUAAUGGGACCUGUCUACUUCCUGGGAGAAGUGUCAGUGUACAACUGUGCGACUGUCAGAGCGACAACAAAGUAAACAUGCAGGAGCAGACGUCGCCACCAACACUAACAUUCAUGUCUAAUAUUGUACAUUUGAAGUACUGAUCGUAAGACUCCUUCAAUGUUUUGUAUAUGUACCAUCUAUAUAUAUAUAUAUAUAUAUAUAUAUAUAUAUAUAUAUAUAUAUAUAUAUAUAUGCACAUACAUAUAAAAUCCCCUGAAUAGUUGAGAGACCUGCCAAACAGGCUUGUCGGGAUGAAAUAGCCUAUGUGUUUCUUUCUGGCCUAACAUAUACAGUAUUUACAUGUAUGUGUGUGCAUAUAUGUAUAUAUAUGUGUAUGUUUAUAUAUGUGUGUGUGUGUGUAUAUAUAUAUAUAUAUAUAUAUAUAUAUGUGUGUAUAUGUUUAUAUGUGUGUGUAUAUAUAUGUGUGUGUGUAUAUGUAUAUAUGUGUGUAUAUGUGUAUAUAUAUAUGUAUAUAUAUAUAAUGUGUGUAUGUAUGUAUAUACAGUAUAAGUAUUUACUGUAUGUGUGUCUACAUAUAUGUAUAUACUGUGUGUGUAUAUUUACAUAUAUAGGAUAUAUAUAUAUGUAGAUAUAAAUCCAUGUAUUUAUAAGUAUUUACUGUAUAUACAGUAUGUGUGUGUACACACACAUUUAUAUAUAUAUGUAUAUAUAUAUAUCCAUCCAUCCAUUUUCUACCGCUUAUUCCCUUUGGGGUCGCGGGGGGCGCUGGUGCCUAUCUCAGCUACAAUCGGGCGGAAGGCGGGGUACACCCUGGACAAGUCGCCAACUCAUCGCAAUAUAUAUAUAUAUAUAUAUAUAUAUAAAUUAUUCUCUGCAUUUGACCCAUCACCAUUGAUCACCCCCAAGGAGGUGAGGGGAGCAGUGAGCAGCAGCAAUGGCUGCGCCCAGAA
Molecule: messenger RNA, 2495 nt
Organism: Nerophis ophidion (straightnose pipefish)
Lineage: Eukaryota; Metazoa; Chordata; Actinopteri; Syngnathiformes; Syngnathidae
Product: endophilin-B1-like
Exons: 10
Coding region: 384-1535 (383 amino acids)
Cellular component (GO): cytoplasm
Molecular function (GO): protein binding
Source: RefSeq, a predicted model, not a curated record